This is a messenger RNA of Suillus subalutaceus, 4238 nucleotides long. RefSeq lists its product as uncharacterized. The transcript is spliced from 19 exons. The coding region runs from base 172 to 4074 and encodes 1300 amino acids. The record is from RefSeq and is a predicted model, not a curated record. Gene Ontology annotation, biological process: regulation of transcription by RNA polymerase II. Lineage: Eukaryota; Fungi; Basidiomycota; Agaricomycetes; Boletales; Suillaceae. Gene Ontology annotation, cellular component: Rpd3S complex.
GCGAUGUUGAUGUCGUCGUCCCACAUCUCGCUUGCCACUACUGUCACAGCACCCUCAGCGAGUGCUGCGACCAUUGCCCCUCAUUACCUUAACUGCUCCUUUCGAAUCCACUUUCAGAGGCGGAACCAGUGACGGCUUCCUGUAACCCGACUUUCUCUUCACUUUUCAAUCAUGACUUCCAUGGCGGAUGUUCCGGUGUACAUGUUACCUGGAGUACCGGUGGUGCAACCACCUCAUCUCGAGGGUCUUUCAGAUCCGUCUCUUUCAACUGAAAUUUUACCAGGUCCACCUUCCCUGCUGUCUGUUCAGCAGGCUGCGCACAAGCGCGACCCAAAGAAACCAGGAGCUUUUGUGUCAUAUCUCCCAGCAUCUGAUCCAGGCACCACCUACUCUGGAUUAAUGGCUUCCACUGCCCUCAGUACCACAGAUGCUGAAGGGCAACGGCGCAAACGUGCUAGGGUCGACAAAGGAACCGCAAAUGGGAGGGCUCAACGUGCAUCUGCUCGCAACUUGAAUAGCAGUGCUAUUCCUCCCUCGGAUCUCAUUGUCGCUGAAGCAUCUUCUCGCCAGCCCAGUAUACCCGCACUCCAAGACUCCGACCCUUUUCUGAUAAACCAUGACUUUGACGAGCUUUCAAUUUCUCGAGCCACCUCCGCUCCCGCUCUCGAUGAACCCUUGCCGCCCCAGCUGCCUCCUCCAGUCGUAUCAAAUGGAAGAGGAAGACCGAGAAAAGACAAAGGAAAAGGAAAAGAGACUGAGAAACACUCUGUAAAGAUAAAGGAGGAGCCAAUGACCACGUACUCGCUCUCUCCUGACCCUUCACUUCCACUGUUGAACGAGGAUCACUGCUCAUCCUGUCGGUCAUUGGGAGCUCUGGUAUAUUGUGAUGGAUGUCCACGAGCCUUUCAUCUCUGGUGCCUGGACCCACCAAUGGAAACCAUGGACUUGCCGGAACUCGGCGAAAGGUGGUUUUGUCCUGGUUGCACGAUUCGGAAGCGUCCACCGAUUAAACCCCCUCCUUCCUUCAUGUCGCCCCUCAUUCAUCAAGCACAGACAAACAUUCCGAAGGAAUUCCAGCUUCCAGAAGAUGUUAGAGGUUUCUUCAAGGACGUUGCUACUGGUUCCAAUGGGUGUUACAUUGAUAGCUCAGAGAUCAAACCACCUCGCCUGAACCGCCAUGGUCAGCUCGAGGAACGUGAACCUUACCGUCUCAAGGACAAGAACGGUGUCCCUGUACUUUGCUUUCGUUGCGGAACAUCUACCCUUCCCAGUGUUGUUGAUGUAUCUGCUCCACCAUCAAAGCGUUCCAGGAGGUCAACCUCGUCCUCCCAUAGUGCCACUCCCGAAGUUUGGAGAAGCAUGGUGUCCUGCGAUUACUGCAGUCUUCAUUGGCAUUUAGAUUGUCUCGACCCGCCUCUCGUGGCUAUGCCUCCGUUCAAUAAGAAGUGGAUGUGUCCCAACCACGCAGAUCACGUUUUGCAACCCAAGCGUCGCGUUCCCAAACAAAAUCCACCCAUGAUAGACAUCACAAAACCGCGCCAGUUCAAUAAUGGCAACAUCGACAUCGUCCACCCACAGGGCACUUCGAUGGCAGAGAAGUUAGUCCUUGAUGAAAUCCUUAUCAAUGGCCGAAGAUAUAGGGUUCCGGAGAAAGUGAUCAUGCUCGAUUUCUGGAAUAAGAUCAGCAAGGAUCAGCAUCUUGAUCAAAGGCCACCGGUGUCCGCGAUGUCUUCGCCUCUCACGUCCCUGAGCUCUUUGGACGAUUUUGAUGAAAGCAUUGGCACAUUACCAGAAGGUCCUCUUAUCUCACGAGAUGAAUUGCAUGCUGCUCAGGCAUUGUGCAAUUUCCAGCGAAUGCUGACCAUACAAACAGAGCAGAGACAUGCUCCUAUCGGUAGUUCAAGGAAUCUCGUUGAUUCCAGUACGCAAACGGAAGCAGAGUUACCACCUGCGAUACCUUUACCCCCGCAGGUGGAGGCAUUGAGAGCGUCUACUAACAAGCGCAAAGCACCUAUGAAGUCCGCUCUCCUUGCGGCUGAGAAUGGUUCCGCCGCCAAGUUGUCAGUACAAACUCCUCUUGACCAGUCGGCUCCGGUGCGGCCCAAGAGGGCGCGAACUACGGUGAAACAGGAGGCGGAGGAAAUCAAUUUACGUCUGCCUGAUAACUCCGAGAAGCAAGUAGAGGCUCAAGGGAAGUCCACGAGGAUUACUCGCCAACGCCGGAAGGCCAGACCAUCGGAAACAGCAAAGGAUGAGGGUGCAUUCGUGGCAAGUGCCCAGGCCCCUACGCCGGCAUCUAAUUCCAUGAUCCGAUCUGUGGGUCCUGAUACUUCUGACUUGAGUAGUGCUUCGAUAUUGCCCACCUCCAAUCCUCACAAAGUCAAUACACCUAUUACUCCCAAGGCCUCAGUCACAAUCACACAGUCUACCCAGUCUGCUACUCCAACGUUGAAGAUACGAUUACCGCGACUGAGUGCUGUCAGCGCUGCAGUACAUUCGAAUGCUGCACCACCCGUGACGGCACCUGCACACACUGCAGCAAGUUCCAAAGAACAACCUCGCCCGAAGCGCCGGUUACGACGACAGACUUCUGACACUGCUACUGUCUCAUUAAGCGGCACGUCUUCAUCUGCAACUGACGGUGGUGACGAUUUUGAGCCAAACAAACCCACCGAUGGGCCUGCAAUGGAUCUGCAAUCCUUCGGUAUUCAAAUUACGUAUAUUCAUUCUCUUUGCAAGAGGUACGUUGUUCCCAAGGGGCCUACCAUACUUGCAGGUCGCGAGUCCGUUGAUCUUCCGGGUUACGACCUAUGGCUGCACUUUGUGGACAACGUCCAUGCAUUCGAGGGGUCCAUUGACAUCGAGCGUUUUCACGACGCCCUGGCAAGCACUUUGCAGAUGUACCCUCAUGCUGCGGGGAAACUGUGCACGACCGGCGGUCGUUGGUUUAUCCAGCUGACAAAUUCCGGACUGGCUGUAGAAGCCGAGGAUCGCAAGGAAGAGUUGUCCACUUCUUUUAUUCAAGGAGACUGGGUCAUUCAAGACGACCUUUCUCCCUUGCUCAGUCAACUACCGGCAGAUGCUAUCAUUGUCAAUGGUAGUGCUUCUUUGGUUCGUUUCAAGAUAACAACGUUCAAGGAUAGGACAUGUCUUGCGGUAUCCUGGCACCACACUCUCGGAGAUGCGGUAGCGCUUUGUCGGUUCAUGCAGACAUUAUCCCUGUUCUAUCAAAGGGUCGAGCCAGAUUUCUCUCCUCCAACUUUCGACAAACACCAGUACCGAACCCCGGAGCCAUCUACGUCCUCGGACGUUCUUCCACUGAUGCCUCAUCUGUGGGCCUCUUACCCUUUCGAUGAGCUCGAGGCCAAAUAUGCUGAUGCCUGCGAGGAUCUGAGAAACCUAAGAUGGAGAUUUCAUGAACAUCAUCUUCAUGCACUCCACUCCAUGCUCAGUGUCAAUGGGGAGGGCUAUCUUUCGUGGCACGAUUGCCUCACAGCAUAUAUCGUCACUCUGUUGAAUCGUUCUAUGCCUAGGCCCAUUCGCAUGGUCACGAAUGUCGCUAAUUUUCGGCGUGUUGAAGCUCACUAUAUCGCAAGCAAUGUUGCAGGGAAUGUUAUCCAGAAUAUCCCGACCGGAACCCUGCCAUCUCAUAUGCGAGGUAUCGCCAUUGCCGUGCGGGAAUCGAUCGAUCGUUGCCGUGACCGGAUGUUCCUCGAGGAUUGGAUGGCUGUGGCAAGCGAUAUCAUGCUAACGACUGCCAAUGCUGGGAAAUCUUUCUUCUUUGCUUCGCGCCCUGGCGUGAUGACAAUCAACUCUAAUGUUGCGAUUGAUUGGUGUGACGCUCACUUCGGAUUUCCUGAUUCUUCCAGUUUUUUCACAACUGGGAGUUUGAAGUUCUAUUUUCGGCCCUUCAAAUCGAACCCUACGCUAUGCGAUGGCACUUGGCGACCUCGAAAAGGCUCGGUAGACGUUUCUAUGGGUGUUCCGAGAGUACUGAAGGCUAAGCUUUUGGACCGCCUAGCAUUGGAUUUUGAGACCAUCCUUUAUCGGUCACCAUGGGACACCGAGCUGUGAAUGGAUGCUAAUGCCCAGCCAGGAGUGAAUAUUAUGUAUGCGCCAACAUAUCGUUGCGCGCUGUAUAUGACCCUUGUUCAUUACAAAGGAAGCACUUGUACACGAUAUUGGCACUAUCUUGUUCUUCGCUCGUUGACGAAUUGAAAAAAAAAUCACGCCAUGAG